This is a messenger RNA of Ipomoea nil (Japanese morning glory), 2880 nucleotides long. Its product is annotated as peroxisome biogenesis protein 5. Gene Ontology annotation, biological process: protein import into peroxisome matrix, docking. The record is from RefSeq and is a predicted model, not a curated record. Bases 181 to 2391 code for a protein of 736 amino acids. NCBI's taxonomy places the organism in Eukaryota, Viridiplantae, Streptophyta, Magnoliopsida, Solanales, Convolvulaceae. The transcript has 16 exons. Gene Ontology annotation, cellular component: cytosol; peroxisomal membrane. Gene Ontology annotation, molecular function: protein binding.
UAAAACGAGUUGGUUCGCCACCAGAGGGGGAAAAAACAAGCAAACCCAAGCCGGAAAUCGCUACGGGUAUCGACAACCACCAUCACUAUAGGCUAUAGCCAACCGCCAUCGCUCUUCACCUGCGCUCAAACAUCAAAUUUUGAACGGAGAUAGGAGAGGAGAGCUUUGAGUUGAGAAAAUAUGGCGAUGAGAGACCUGGUGACUGGUGGCGCAGCCUGUGCCGUGCCUGGUUCUUCUUCCUCCAAUCCCUUUGGGGCGCUUGCCAACACUCUUAUCGGCUCUUCAUCAAAGACUCAGGAAAGAUUGAAGGAGAUCCCCACAUCAGUGUCUACACCAUCUGAUGGCAACUUUGGUGUUGGAUUCCAAGAGCCACUUGCAACUCUUCCGGGGUCAGAGAUUGAUCAUCCAUUUCAACCUAAUCUGCAGGGAUCAGAAUUCCUUGAAGGCUUUCGCACUGCUGAUCAGAAUAGCUUUGCAGAUGUAUGGGAUGGGAUACAAAGGCCUCAACUUCCUCACUCUAAUUUUCCUUUGGACAACUCUCAACUUCAACCGGAGUUGAAUGGGCCACCUCAAAGAGUAUUGUCGAACUUUUUGCACUCAUUUGUUAAUAGCAGCCAUGGUGGAAUUCCUUUCCGUCCUGCUUCACUUCCAGUAUUAGGAUUGUCCCAAGGUGAAAAACAAUGCAUCAGGGAUCGUAGCACUAUCAUGGCUCGGCAUUUUUUUGCCGAUAAAAAUGAAGACUUCAUAAAUGCUCAGGUUAAUGCACUGUUGUGUUCUCUAGAUAUCGAUGCUGAUAUUAGGGCAAGGGGCCCUGUGCCUGGAAGAUUGCCGGAGCUGGAGGAUUAUUGGAAUGAGUCACAGGGUAUUAAAACCAUGCCUCAAGUCGCGGAUAGCUGGGCUGCCGAGUUUGGGCAACAUCACAUGAAUCCAGACACCAAUGCUUGGGUUCGAUCUUUUGAGCAACAAAAUGGUGUUAAUGGGUGGGCUUCUGAAUUUGAGCAUGAGCAUUCCCAGCUUGGAAUGAUUGAUCAAAUGAGAGGUGCAAAUAUUCCUAGCUUAGCAGCAAUGGAGCAAACACGCAUGCUAGCUCACACAUUAGCUCAAAACAGUGACCCCAAAUUCCAGAAUUCAAGGUUUCUCCAAUUUGUUUCAAAGAUGAGCCGUGGUGAAAUUACCAUUGAGGACAACCAAAUUAAACCAGCUGUAUCUGCACCUGGGGAUUGGGCCGCCGAAUACGAAGAACAAUAUAGUGGAGUUCAAACAUGGGCAGAUCAGUAUGAGCGUGAGGGGCUUUCUCAUGGACCAAAUGGGUGGGCAAAUGAGUUCGCUGCUGAGCAAGGGCAACAUGGAUCAGUGAAUGAUGAAUGGGUUAAUGAAUUUUCUAAGUUGAAUGUCGAUGACUGGGCUGAUGAAUUUGGUCGUCAGGUUGCUGAAGGAGCUUUGGGUGAAACUUCUGCUGAUAACUGGGCUGAUGCUUAUGAUGAGUACUUGAAUGAGCAAUCUGCAUUGAAGCAACGAUCAGAAACGUCAAGGGGGAUUUAUGAGUUUUCUGAUUUAAACCCGUAUGUUGGCCAUCCUAAUCCUCUAAAAGAAGGACAAGAACUAUUUCGCAAGGGGCUUUUAAGUGAAGCAGUUCUUGCUUUAGAGGCUGAAGUCUUAAAGAACCCUGAGAAUGCUGAGGGUUGGAGAUUACUGGGUAUAGCACAUGCAGAAAAUGAUGAUGAUCAACAGGCUAUUGCAGCCAUGAUGCGUGCACAUGAGGCUGAUUCAACGAACUUGGAAGUCCUCCUUGCCCUUGGGGUGAGCCACACAAAUGAACUGGAACAAGCAGCUGCAUUGAAGUAUUUGUACAGUUGGUUACGCCAUCACCCUAAGUAUGGAAGUAUUGCCCCUGCAGAUCAACCUGAGUCCCUAUAUUAUGCAGAUGUUGCUAGAUUAUUUAAUGAUGCUGCUCAAAUGGCACCUGAUGACGCUGAUGUACACAUAGUACUGGGAGUAUUAUACAACUUAUCAAGGGAGUAUGAUAAAGCUAUUGAAUCAUUUAAAAUUGCUUUGAAACUCAAGCCACGAGACUACUCACUCUGGAAUAAGCUUGGCGCUACACAGGCUAACAGUGUUCAGAGUGCUGAUGCAAUAUUGGCCUAUCAGCAGGCACUAGAUUUGAAACCGAAUUAUGUGCGUGCAUGGGCAAACAUGGGUAUCAGUUAUGCCAACCAGGGUAUGUACGAGGACUCUAUUCGUUAUUAUGUCCGUGCAUUAGGAAUGAAUCCAAAGGCAGAUAAUGCAUGGCAAUAUUUGAGAAUUUCUUUGAGCUGUGCAUCACGAAAUGAUAUGAUUGAAGCUUGCGAUUCACGGAACCUUGAUGUUCUCCAAAAAGAGUUCCCCUUAUAAAUACAAAAAAUGUGGCAUGCUUCUAACACGUGAUCAAAUGAGGCAUGUGCAUGAAGUUGCAAGACCAUCCAAUUGAGCCGAUAUUUUCUUUAGUUAUUAAUAUCUUGAAUCACAAUUACUAUUGUUCAUCACUUAUUUGGAUCCCUUAAUAAUACUAGUGUGGUUCACUCAUUCAGAACUAGAGGAUCAACUAGCAGCACUUUUCCGAAAUUUUAUAAAGCUCCAACUGCCACCGGGUAACCUAGAGGUAGGUGUAGUUUGAGAAACACUGCUAUGAAGUUGAUUGUAUGUUUGGAGUGGGGGAAAAUAGUCGACCUUGUUAGGGUGGUAAAGAAAAAUAAGCUGUUGUAGAGUUCACCAUUGUAUAAAUGUGAGUUACCCAAUUUAGUAGUUGUAUAACAUAUAGUGUGUGCAUGGAUGGUAUUGUUUUAACUUUGAUAAUGCUGGGAUUCUUGGCUGGCUGAUUGGUCUAUUGAUGGAACUGUUGGG